Pyricularia oryzae 70-15 is the source of this 3231-nucleotide messenger RNA. RefSeq names its product kelch repeat protein. Lineage: Eukaryota; Fungi; Ascomycota; Sordariomycetes; Magnaporthales; Pyriculariaceae. Bases 267 to 2639 code for a protein of 790 amino acids. The record is from RefSeq and is a predicted model, not a curated record. The transcript is spliced from 3 exons. Gene Ontology annotation, molecular function: protein binding.
AGUGGGUUGGGUUCCCCAUCCAUGUGUUUUUGUGUCAAGACAUUUUGAUUGACGGUUUUGAAUACAACCGUGCUGCCGUCAGUGCACCAAGCGCCUCCGCCUAUUACGGACCAAGCCAGCCGACCCGACCCGACCUGCCAAAGAGCACGAGAGACAUUCCCAUUCACAAAACCAUUGAUCGUCAUUAGCGCGCGACUGGGUCCCCCGAUACAAUGGUUUCCGACUAGCUGGACCACCGACCGAUCCCAAAGCAAACCCCACGCAACAUGGUCCAGCCCGCCAAUACCGCUGGGGCGCCGCAGUCCCUCUUCGGGGGCGGAGCGCCGACCGCGCCAACCCCCGGAACCCCACAGGGAGCCUCUAUCGGCGCCGGCGCCAGCCCCAGCCCAGGUCCAGGCGCAGGCAUCGGUACAUUGACAGCAUCGUCGACUCCCUCGCUGCUUAGCCAGACCAGCGCUCCAGGCUCGGCCACGUCGUCCAACAACACUUUUGUAAUGACCAACUCGCCCGUCAAGAGUCGUGGUAUACCUGACGGAUACAGGCCCAAAGUGACACGAACUCUGGGUAACAGGCCGGCCUGUUUGGUUAACGCCUCGGUGACAUAUUGCGGCAACAACCAAAUUUAUGCCUUUGGCGGCUUCGAUCAGUACACCGAUGAGGUCUACAAUCAUGUCUUGAGGCUGGAUCUCGUGAGCCUUCAGUGGUCCCUUGUUGACAACUAUGGCGACAUCCCCGGCGUUCGUAUGGGACAUACUGCUACACUCUACAAGGGUGACAGGUUACUGGUAUUUGGAGGCGAAAACGAGCACCGUACAUACCUUUCAGAUCUGAUAAUAUUCGACUUGAAGACGGCUCACUGGACACAACCUCAAUGCAGCGGUCCCAUACCCCGAGGUCGCGCCAGGCAUGCCGCCAUUCUACACGAGGACAAGCUUUUCAUUGUUGGUGGCAUCACUGGUCACGAUAAUCACGUGUUGGACGAUGUUUGCUUCCUAGACCUCAAAACCUUUACGUGGUCGAGAUCGUGGCGGUUUGUUUCACGAUUCGACCACAGCGCAUCGAUAUGGAAUGAUAGAGUUUGGGUUUAUGGUGGACUGAGCGAGGAGAUGAACAGGACCAGCGAACUCUGGUGGCUUGAUCUCAAGGGAAGCCCUGCUUUCGAAACGCCGCCUCAAGUCGGCACAUAUGACAGAGCCUCGCUGGCCAGUCGAGUCAGCCACUCUGCCCGGCCAGCAUCCUACUCCCCACUGGUGCAGUCCCCGAUAGUUGGGACCUCGGGCUAUGCUGCCAAUUCUAGGACAGCACAAGUCAACCCUCCUUCGUUCCAGCUCAAGUCCUUUGCUCCGAUAGCCCCCGGCACAAUCUCAUCGAUCAAAUUCCAUUCAGGGCCUAUUGUUCCCGAACAAGGCACCGGCUACCAUUUCCACGUCUACUCUUCUGGAACCCUGCUUGACUUUUUGACUCCAACCACAUCAUCAUCAUCCAAGGAUUGCUCGCUCUCAGCGCUGGAUCUGAAUUCCUUACGGUGGCAAAAGCUUGCGGAGGGUAGAGAGAUCUUCAAGAGCGGCUAUCGUUGGCACUACUGUACCCUCAGCGAAGAUGGCACAAAGGCCUGGCUUUUGGGAUGCCCGUCUGAGCAGAGUGCUCUCGAUCUGGGUGCAAAUGGUCUCGAAGAGUACCUGAGUGACAUUAUGGAAGUUGAUCUGCGCCGGUACGGAUUCCUGGGCAACAACAUGGCCCCCGAGCCGCGGGCUGAGUUACUACGCCCCUCAUCGAGGAUCCGUAUCGUUGAGCAGCCGUCAAGAGGUCUUGGCGCAGAUUUGGCCACUUUAUUCAACGUUCCCCCGGAGGCCGGAAGUGGCACUGAUUUUGUGGUCACGGCCCUUGCCGACGACUGUGAAGAUGAGAGUAUGGUUGGAUCCGCACUGGUGCAGCCUAGCGAUUCCUCAUCGGUCGGUGGUGCAGACUCAUGGCUCUCGCCUGACGCUCCAACAUCAUCGCCCAUAUAUGUGCACCGGCUCAUUCUACAAGCCCGCUGGCCGCACUUUCGCCGACUCUGGGCCUCACAGAUGGCUGAAUUUCAUACUCGCAAAAUGCACAUCCCUGAGCCAUACAGCGUGGUGAAAGCCUUCCUUUACUACCUUUACACCGACCGGAUAGAUCCUUCGAUUGAAGAUGAGGGGGCUGAUUCAGGAACGACUACCGACCUGUCCGACAUUGCCGGGUUGCUGGUCAUGAGCAACAUAUACGGCAUCCCGCACCUGCGGCUGUUGUGCGUCAACCGGCUUGCCAAAGAGUUGGAUGUUGACCAUGCGUGUAUCAUCUGGUACCGCGCUGGACUGGCCGACGAAGAGUGGCUCCGCAAGCGCGCUGCAGCUUACUGCCUGACUCAUUGGGGCAGGAUUGUGCGGACCUCGGGCUUCCUGCGGCUUCCGAGGAGCGCUUUGGUUGAGCUGUCGCAAGAGAUCGACAUGGAGGGCCGCGUGAUCGGAGGCGAGGAACUGGACAUGUUUGUCGGCUCCACCAUGGCCACUGAUAGCUCCGGGGCUUUGGCGAGGCGCAAGGAGAGUAUGAGCAGUCAGCCGAGUCAAAUGAUCGAGUCGGAGGUGGACGACGACGAUGGAAUGGAGCUCAACUAGGGCGACAACAACACUGCAAACUAUGAGAAAGCCCUACUCGUUCUAUCGGAGGACUCCUUCCUAUUCAAUCUGCUCAUUUCAUCAGCUCCAGAUAUUCGAAUACGAAAAGCUCGACCAAGACCAAAUUCAAGACCUAGAAUCCUGCUUGGUGGCUUCAUCGAGACUUUCCUCAGGGUUCAUCAGGAGCUUGGUAUCCCAGGGCAUGACGACGCAAUGAUGAGCCUUCACGGUUGGCUUUCGAAUUUACUUUUUUCCGGCGGAGCCAUUCUCACUUUUUCUGUCUUGAAUUUUUUACAGUGUUCAUAUUUGUUCUUUGCAAUUCAUUUAUAUCUCGUGUCAUGAUUUAUUGCCGGCAUCAUGUCUUGCAUUACAUACCGGAGUUUGUGUCGUUUCAAUUUCUCUUCUUUUCUUUUCUUUUCUUUUCUUUCUGUCUUGCUGUCACUAGGGAGCUUGGUUUGGCUGGACGGGGGCGUUUGUUCAAUGAUACAUGAUCUUUACACGGACUAAAUGCUAUUUCCUCUUUUGCCAAAUCGAAUAGUGCCACUGUAAAAAUUUAUCACAAAGUAUCAAUCAUAACCACGAAGCAAAAGGA